AUGAAUUUCAGUAAGUGGGACGCACCCCACUCUCUUCUAUUGCCUCCAGGAGAUCGAAGCAUCUGGGAGCCGGAUCGCCCGGAGCCAGGUUCAGCGCUCCCGGGCCGGACAGUGCACACUUAAGGACCGGGUUACUGGGUCCAAUGUAAAAUACAGAACGGUAGGAAGCUGCAGCCCUUAGAGUAGGCGGGGCGAGGAGGCCUAGGAGGGUUCAAAAGGAGGUGGAAGGAUACACGAGCGACUGUCGGAACUACUUUCAGGAGGAGGUCACGUGUGUUCCUAGUUGGGGAACUUUCCAAAUUACUACUCCCCUCCGAUAGCUCCCGAGGCAAGUGCUUCGCUUCCUUUGCUCUAGGUUCUCCCGCCCCGCGUAAGCAGCAGACGCCGAAUUCCCCCCGGAUAGUAGCGGAAAAAGGGGCACAGACCAGCUUCCCGCAGGAGCCUCUGAGGAGCUGGUUACACAAGCACCCACAUCCAGACACUACUGGGGAGAGUCCCCAUUCCUACCUCACCUGCUACCCACAGAGCAAACCUAGGGACUGA
Messenger RNA from Sciurus carolinensis (gray squirrel), 543 nucleotides. RefSeq names its product killin, p53 regulated DNA replication inhibitor (gene Klln). Lineage: Eukaryota; Metazoa; Chordata; Mammalia; Rodentia; Sciuridae. The record is from RefSeq and is a predicted model, not a curated record.